CUCUCUCUCCAUCUCUGAUUCUCUAUCUCUUCUUCAUUAUAAACUCGAAUUUUCAAAACCCGAAUUCUCCGAAACCAAAAAAAAAAAAUGAUCAAUUUGAGCUCCAACUGCACCCAUCACACUAACCUUCACUCCACCAUCACUCCUCGUUUCUUCCUCAAACACGCUUUCCAGAUCCGCGAGUUCCGGGUCUACCGUCGCCGAAGACUCAAACUUGCCCCGCGAAACCAACUCGGAAUCGGAAACGGAAACCCUUUCCACGACUUCAUUUCCCAAUUCCCUUCCCCUAAUUCCCUCCAACUCAUCGCUCCGCUUCUCGGCUUCAUCUCCGGCGCCACCCUCUACCUCUCUAAUGCCAAUUCCAAUUCCGGCUGGGCCAAUCAGCAAUCCGGUUUCGAUAUCGGAGAGUGGGUGUUGUUCACCAGUCCGACGCCUUUUAAUCGCUUCGUCCUCCUGAGGUGUCCGUCGAUAUCGUUCCAGGGGAGCGAGUUGUUGGAAGACGUGAACGAGAAGCUGGUGAAGGAGGACAGGCACUUCGUCAGGCUCAACAGCGGUCGAAUUCAAUUCGAUUCGAGGAACCGCACAGAGAAUGGCGUGGAGGAGAAAUUGGAGUAUCAGAGACUCUGCGUGGGCACGGACGAUGGAGGGGUCAUAUCUCUUGAUUGGCCUGCGAAUUUGGACCUCAAAGAGGAACAUGGUUUGGACACCACCUUGGUUAUCGUGCCGGGCUCGGCGCUGGGUAGUAUGGAUUGGAAAGUCAGGUCCUUUGUGUGCGAAGCUCUCAGGCGAGGCUGCUUUCCGAUUGUUAUGAACCCUAGGGGUUGCGCCGGGUCGCCUCUCACCACGCCACGGUUAUUUUCAGCAGCUGACAGCGAUGAUAUCUCCACUGCUAUACAGUUCAUCACUGAGGCGAGGCCGUGGACCACGUUGAUGGGUGUUGGCUGGGGCUAUGGUGCUAAUAUGUUGACAAAGUACCUGGCAGAAGUUGGAGAGAGCACGCCACUUACAGCCGCCACCUGCAUUGACAAUCCUUUUGACUUAGAGGAGGCCACUAGGUCCUCUCCUCAUCAGAUGGCUAUUGAUCAGCAGCUCACUGGUGGACUCAUAGAUAUUCUAAGUUCUAACAAGGAACUGUUUCAAGGAAAAGCAAAAGGGUUUGAUGUGGAACAAGCUCUUUCAACGAGUUCUGUUCGUGAUUUUGAAAAAGCAAUCUCCAUGGUAUCUUAUGGUUUUGAGGCCAUUGAAGAUUUUUAUUCAAAAUCAAGUACAAGAGGUGUGGUUGGGAAUGUGAAGAUUCCUGUUCUAUUUAUACAGAAAGACGAUGGGUCAGCGCCACUCUUCUCAGUUCCACGCAGUUUGAUAGCAGAAAAUCCAUUUACAAGCCUACUUUUGUGUUCUUAUUUGCCAUCUACAUCUAGUGUUAUUGAUGGUGGUAAAUUUGCUCUAUCUUGGUGCCAGCAUGUAACAAUUGAGUGGCUUACAGCAGUGGAGCUUGGACUUUUGAAGGGUCGUCACCCUCUUCUUAAAGAUGUGGACUUACCCAUCGACCCUUCAGAAGAAUUAGCUCUUGUGGAAGGCAGAGGGUCCAACAAGAAUGGCAAAUUUGCCAAGCAGUUGGAUCUCCAGUCAGAUUUUUUAAAUGGAUAUACCGCAGAACCUACAAACAAUAUGCCUGUUGAAAGUGGUACUGCUGCUAGCUUCUGGUUAAGAUCCAAAAAGAACUCAUCGAGAAAGUCAGAGGUUGGACACAAAGUGUUGCCAGAUGUGGAAAAUGGUGCCCUGGAUCAGACUAAAUCUGAUGACCUAGAGUUGGUCAAUGAGGAGGAAGUCAAUCCUGUAGAUGGUGAAAGAGGUCAAGUGUUACAGACAGCACAAAUUGUUAUGAACAUGCUAGAUGUAACCAUGCCUGAUACUCUUACAGAAGAAAAGAAGAAGAAGGUAUUAACAGCAGUUGAUCAAGGAGACACACUAAUGAAAGCUUUGCAAGAUGCAGUGCCACAAGAUGUUCGUGGCAAGCUAACAGCUGCUGUAUCUGGAGUUGUGCAGACUCAAGGCACAAACCUAAAGUUUGAUGAACUCCUGGGUAUUACCCGGAUUCCCGAUAUGUCUUCAGGUCUAAAGUCAAAGGUCCAAGACAAGUUCACGGGAAUAUCAAGUUCAGAAGGUUUAAAUCAAGACAAUCAUUCUUCGGAUCGGUUGAAAAAGGAUGAUGAUCUGGUAGAUAGCUCACUUAACAAUCUUCCUGACAUGAACAAGCCUCCAGGGGUACUAGAAUCAGAGUAUCAUCCCUCAGAUGGAUCACAACAGAAUUUAAAUCCAGAUCAGUCCCAACCAUUGAGCAGUAAUGGAAGCGAUGUUUCUGGUUCUGUCAGAAACGACGUUAGUGAAUCAGGAAAUAAUGACGAUGAGUCUUCCCAAGAAAAGGCUCCUGAAUAUCUUUACGAUAAGGGGUCAGAACCAGACACAAAUACUAACAGUUCCAGCCAGGCUGAAAUUGUUGGUGGUUCUGAUGAAGCAAUUGUUGAGGAGCCAAGAGACCAAGAUGGUAUAGUAGAUCAAGUAGACACAAAAGAAGAGGAAGGUAAUGAUAAUCAAAAGAUUGAUGAUAAUAAGAAUAUGAAGCCUGUGAUGGAUCAAAGUAAUACCUUUAGUGUUUCUGAGGCACUGGAUGCAUUUACAGGGAUAGAUGAUUCCACCCAAUUGGCAGUCAACAAUGUUUUUGGUGUUAUUGAAAAUAUGAUAUCUCAAUUGGAGGAGAAUUCAGAACAUGAAAAAGAAGUAAGUAAAAUUGACUCUGUAUCAGGGUCUGAAUCUGCAAAGGACCAUCUCGAUGAUGACAGUAGUCUAGAAGAUUCAGAAGCCAGUAAGACUGACCAAAAUGAACAGCUGGAUAGGUUAAGUAAUAUCUCUGUAUCUGACCACCCUGAGAUUGAUAUGGAUUUGCAAUCUGAUGCACCAAAUGGAUGGGUAGAGAAGCCUAAUCAAAGCCCCAUGUCAGUUAAUGGGAAUUGUAUGAACAUUUCUCAAGAAAGUGAUGCAGUUAACAGUGGAGUUGAGGAUAAAAAAGAAAAGAAGGAUCAAUUGGUUGGUUUCAAUCUUCUUGCGGGAAAUUUAGACAAACUUAAUCAUGUAAAGAGCGCUCCGCUCUGCAUAACUCCAGUUCCAACUGGGGCCCAUAUUGAUCUUCUUUCAAAGGUACCUACCAAACCACUAGAUUUAGAUUCAACUGCUUCUCUAUUGCUGGACUAUAUUCCAGAAGAAGGUCAGUGGAAGCUCUUAGAACCACCAGGACAUGUCGGAAGUUCUGUUGGUAAUGAUGCGACUCAUAGGGAAGUUGAUGGAAAGGUUCACGCCCAUUCACCUGCAAAGGUAAAUGAUAAAGUUAUUGAACCAUCAUAUGUAAUAUUAGAUACAGAGAAGUAUCAGGAACCAGUAAAAGAAUAUGAAACAGUGGAAAAUAUGGAGGAGAGAAUUGAAAUUGGUGAAGAAAAAGUACAGGAUUUCAUUCAAUUCGUGAAAAAUAUUAUAUUGAAUACUUUGAAGGUUGAAGUGGGCCGCAGACUAAGUGCAGCUGGCAUGAAAAAGAUGGAACCCUAUCUUGCCAGAGAUGUGGAACAAGUGGCAAAUGCAGUAUCGUUUUGUGUUGGACCCGAUGCUCCCAUUUUGGAAGUUAAAUACCAUAGUAUUGACAACAUCUCAGAAAAAUUUGGUACUCUUCAUGGUGAGAAUGUGGUUAGAGCUAUAUCAUCCACCGUUCAGGACACUAGCUUCUUGAGAAGAGUACUGCCAGUUGGUGUUAUAGUAGGCUCGAGUUUAGCUGCGCUGAGAAAACAUUUUGUUGUCGUUACAGAGCAUGACCGUGGCCAAACAGAAGUUCUGACACUUAGUCAAGCCAAAAUAUCUGGAGAAAAAGAUCUGGGCAAGGCUAGUGGCGCAGAGAUUCACCACACGCCUGUUGAUAAAUCUGAUCAAAAUGCUAGGUUGGAUAGUUCAGUUAACAGGAAAGGGGAGAGGACUGGGUUGAAGAAUAUAAACAACACUGUUAUGGUUGGUGCUGUUACAGCUGCCCUUGGGGCAUCUGCGUUAUUUGUGGGGAAUCAGGAUUCAUACAAAGGCGAUGAAAAUUCUGAGUGUUCAUCCAACUCCUUGAUGGAAGGUAAUGGCCAGAGGAAGCCUGACAAGCUUGAGGAGGCACUAACUGAAAAAAACCAAAAUAACAUAGUCACAAGCCUUGCUGAGAAAGCCAUGUCAGUUGCUGCUCCCGUGGUACCUACCAAGGAAGAUGGUGGAGUGGAUCAAGAAAGAUUGGUCGCAAUGUUGGCAGAUUUAGGACAAAAGGGUGGGAUGUUGAAGCUAGUUGGCAAAAUUGCAUUGCUAUGGGGUGGUUUACGUGGUGCGAUGAGUUUGACUGACAAGCUUAUCCAAUUUCUUCAUAUAGCUGAGCGUCCCUUAAUCCAGAGGAUUUUUGGGUUUGUUGGUAUGGUGCUUGUUUUAUGGUCACCAGUUGUUGUUCCACUACUUCCCACAUUUCUACAAAGCUGGGCAACAAAUACAUCCUCUAGAAUUGCUGAACUUGCUUGCAUUAUUGGCCUCUAUACGGCUUUUAUGAUACUUGUUAUUAUAUGGGGCAAAAGAAUACGCGGAUAUGAAAAUCCCCUACAGAAAUAUGGGCUAGAUUUAACGUCAUUGCCAAAGUUAUGUGAUUUUUUGAAGGGCUUGAUUGGUGGAGUCAUGCUUGUGUUAUCAAUACAAUCUGUAAAUGCAUUACUUGGCUGUGUGAAUCUCGCUUGGCCCUCUACUCUAUCUUCUUUGGAUGCCAUGACACGGAUCAAAGUUUAUGGGCAAGUGCUUAGGCUGGUUGGUCAAGGAAUUUUAACAGCAACUGGUGCUGCUCUUGUGGAAGAAUUGCUUUUCAGGUCAUGGUUGCCCCAAGAAAUUGCUGCAGAUCUUGGAUAUCAUCAAGGAAUAAUUAUAUCAGGACUUGCAUUCUCUUUAUUCCAGAGGUCUCCACUAUCAAUCCCAGGACUUUGGCUUCUAUCUCUGAGUUUAUCAGGUGCUCGACAAAGAAACCAAGGGAGCCUUUCCAUUCCAAUCGGGUUUCGUGCAGGAAUUAUGGCUUCAAGUUUCAUCCUACAGAAGGGUGGCUUUCUGACCUACCAGGCUAGCUUUCCUCAUUGGAUUAUGGGGACGCACCCAUUCCAACCAUUUAGCGGUCUAACUGGUUUUGCAUUCUCCUUAUUUUUAGCACUAAUUCUGUACCCGAGGCAGCCUCUGAAUAAAAUAGAUUUGAGAAGGAGAAUUGAAGAAUUAAAAGAACAGUACGCUGGUAUAUAGUGUUAUGUUAUUCGCAACGCAGAUGGUGGUGUAAUGGUGAAGCAGUAUCAGCAUGGCAGUCUCGUUGUUGCUUACUGAUUCUGGUUGCUUGUGUACUUUCACCUUGAAAUAGGAACAGCGUGAGGUUGAAAUUCAAUGUAUGAAAGAAGGUACAAACAGAUAAAAUAAAUUCAGAUGGGAAAGGUCAUUGAAAGCUCAAAAUGCUUCAUGGGAGCUUUUCAUCUCUAAUGCUAUAGGUCAAUAAGCUGGCGGCCAUGGUGUAUGUAUAAAUCCCAACGGCUGCAGGCAAAUUUUGUAACUGGGAAAUGAGUACAUAUUCUCAAUCUACUUGCUUUAUCUCAUGAUCGCACCAAAGUGCUCGGGAGUUUAGCUCAUUUUGCUUGUUUCUGUUCUUACCUUUUUGCCAACACACUAUAUGAUGUGCACAAUACUGUAUAGAAUGAACAACCACCGUUAGGAUUUUGAUUGUACUCUACAAUUUUAAUCCCAAAAAAUCAAAUUCAAGGCGAUUUUUUC
Messenger RNA from Prunus mume (Japanese apricot), 5850 nucleotides. RefSeq names its product alpha/beta-Hydrolases superfamily protein. Gene Ontology annotation, biological process: lipid metabolic process; CAAX-box protein processing. Gene Ontology annotation, cellular component: membrane. NCBI's taxonomy places the organism in Eukaryota, Viridiplantae, Streptophyta, Magnoliopsida, Rosales, Rosaceae. The record is from RefSeq and is a predicted model, not a curated record. Gene Ontology annotation, molecular function: short-chain carboxylesterase activity; monoacylglycerol lipase activity; metalloendopeptidase activity.